Phycomyces blakesleeanus NRRL 1555(-) is the source of this 315-nucleotide messenger RNA. RefSeq lists its product as hypothetical. Bases 1 to 315 code for a protein of 104 amino acids. The record is from RefSeq and is a predicted model, not a curated record. Lineage: Eukaryota; Fungi; Mucoromycota; Mucoromycetes; Mucorales; Phycomycetaceae. The transcript is spliced from 2 exons.
AUGAUCAACCCAGCCUUGGCAGUUUUCCAUAGCGAUAUGGCGGGAGCACUCAGCAAUAUACUCCAAGAAUUGACCACAUACCAACCCGGGCUUUCUCUUGACCAGUGUUUUGAGUUUGGAGAAGCACUCUUCAAUCGGUUCCUCUCUCAUUUGACCAAGAGUCAAGGUGCAGCAUUCGUCCAAGAGGUCUUGAAUGAACUUCGAAUGCUCAUCGGUUAUCUUAAGACUUUCCGCGCGCGAGCCGCCUCGCUUCUUGGGCUCUACAGUAGCAUCCCUCUCGAACUUGGUGAGGAUGUUGUUAAUCGAUACCUAUGA